This is a messenger RNA of Eufriesea mexicana, 1661 nucleotides long. RefSeq names its product esterase E4. The record is from RefSeq and is a predicted model, not a curated record. The transcript is spliced from 8 exons. Lineage: Eukaryota; Metazoa; Arthropoda; Insecta; Hymenoptera; Apidae. Bases 51 to 1661 code for a protein of 536 amino acids.
UACUGCUUCAGUUUGGGUUGUCGAUCGUUGGACGUAAAUUUAUUUGUAACAUGACGAGUGAGAAUAUUGUGGUACGCGUGAAGCAGGGUCAUUUACGUGGAUCCAUCGAGCAGAACGAUUAUGGAAAUGAAUAUAUGGUGUUUCGCGGUAUUCCAUUUGCAAAACCACCGGUUGGUCCGCUUCGAUUCAAGGAUCCAGAACCUCCGGAACCAUGGACCGGCAUAAGAAACGCCUUGGAGUUCGGCAACAACUGUGCCCAGGUUGACGUGAUAACGCAUCAACUGAUUGGAAGCGACGAUUGCCUCUAUCUGAAUGUGUACUCAACAGCGAUCGAAGAUGAAGAGAAACAUGCGGUGAUGGUGUGGAUUCAUGGCGGUGCUUUCAAACACGGGUCUAGCAAGGAUGAUAUUUAUGGACCCGAUUACCUUAUGCGGAAGGACAUUGUUUUGGUCACGUUUAAUUAUAGGAUCAGUAUUUUAGGUUUCAUGAAUUUGGAAUGCGAAAUCGCUACAGGCAAUCAAGGUUUAAAGGACCAAGUUAUGGCCUUGAGAUGGGUGCAGGAAAAUAUUUCCAGUUUCGGUGGAGAUCCCAACAAUGUCACUAUUUUUGGUGAAAGCGCUGGUGCUGCAUCGGUACACUUGCUAACUCUAUCUCCAAUGUCGCAAGGCUUAUUCCACAAAGCUAUUGCGCAGAGCGGAGUAGCAUUUAAUCCUUGGGCUAUCCAAACCGAGGAACCAAAGAAGUUCACAUAUAUGCUGGCCGCAAAACUUGGAAUGGAUUCGACCGAUCCCCAGACCGUGAUCAAUUUUCUGAGGACAAUAGAUGCGAAGAAGCUUGUGAUCACCGAAUUGGAACUUACCGGGGAACAGAAACCUUAUAUGAUGUUUGGAACAUUUGGACCAAGCAUCGAUGACGUAUCGCCGAAUCCAUUCUUGCCUCAACAUCCAAGGAUAUUAAUGCAGAAAGGGAUUAAUAUACCCUUCCUGAUUGGUCACAAUGAUAAUGAGGGAACCUUGAUCGUGAAUUUAUUCCGAGAAAUGGGGAACGAUGAGAAUCUUCGAUACCUGAAUACAAACUUCGAUCUGGUAUUGCCUGUAGAGAUGAUAAGAAGCUUACAGAAAGAUGGAAUUAGCCCAUCGGACGUGAAACGCUUGUACUUUGGAGACAAAUUAAUUUGCAAGAAAACACUGCAGGAAUACGUAGACUAUAUUAGCGACAUGAUGUUCCUUCAAGGAAUCUACGAAGUUGUUAAAGUUCAGAUGGAAAAUAACUGUCAAUCUACUUAUCUCUAUAAAUUUACUUAUGAUGCUACAGAAUCGUUAAUGAGAAUAUUCUUCAAUAUUGCUCUGCCAAGGGUGACACAUGCAGAAGAGUUACAGUAUUUGUUCUAUGCACAUCUGGGGAAACGGAUAAAAAUCGAACCUGCAAAAGUUGGAACUGAAAAGUUUAAAAUAAUAGAUACUGUAACUCAAAUGUGGACCGAUUUUGCCAAAACUGGGAAUCCAACACCAAAGAUCACGGAUUUAAUCAAAACGAUUUGGAAACCGAUCGAAAAAUCGGAUUCAUAUAAUUAUUUGAAUAUCAACAGAACGUUGCGAAUGGAAAGUAUCAAUGUUCAAGAGCAGAAAUUCGACUGGAAGAGAAUUAAGAACAAACUAUGA